This is a messenger RNA of Podarcis muralis (Common wall lizard), 2448 nucleotides long. RefSeq names its product neural retina leucine zipper (gene NRL). NCBI's taxonomy places the organism in Eukaryota, Metazoa, Chordata, Lepidosauria, Squamata, Lacertidae. Gene Ontology annotation, biological process: regulation of transcription by RNA polymerase II. Gene Ontology annotation, cellular component: nucleus. Gene Ontology annotation, molecular function: DNA-binding transcription factor activity, RNA polymerase II-specific; RNA polymerase II cis-regulatory region sequence-specific DNA binding. The record is from RefSeq and is a predicted model, not a curated record.
CGGUGGCUAAUGCGUCCCUGUGAGCUCAGCCUUCCCGGAGCUUUAAAUGGGACCCCGGAGUCCGGGCUCUGGUCUCUUGGGCUGGGCGACUGCCACCCUCCCCUGGCAGCAGAGGGCAGGGGCCAGGAAGGUCAACAGCUGGACCGCAGGAGCUGCGAGGAGGAGGCAGAUGGACUCCCAAACAAACAGGAUGGGUGCCCCGCCGCCCAGCCCCCUGAGCCUGGACUACCUGGACGACAUCGACCUGUUGCGCUUCGAGGUGAAGCAGGAAGUGUCUCGCAUGGGGGGCAGCUUCUCCCUGAGCUCCACGCCCUGCAGCUCCGUGCCCCCUUCGCCCACCCUGGACAAGGCGGGCGACCCCAAGUCCACCCUCGAAGAGUUGUACUGGAUGGCCACGCUCCACCAUACGCUGGCGGCGGCGGCAGGGGGUGGCCCCGAAGCCCAGCUGAUGCCGGGUCUGGACGAGGCGGUGGAGGCUCUCUUGGGCGUCCCGGUGAUGGACGGGGGUCUUCGCGGCGGAACGGCCCCACAGCUCCAAGGUUUCUUGGGGGCCAUCGAGGGAGCCGGUGGGGAACAGCAGCAGCUGUCCACGCUCUGCGACCGCUUCUCCGACGCGCAGCUGGUCUCCAUGUCGGUGCGCGACCUCAACCGCCAGCUGCGCGGCUUCGGCAAAGACGAGGUUCAGCGGCUGAAGCAGAAACGGCGCACGCUCAAGAACCGCGGCUACGCCCAGUCGUGUCGCUUCAAGAGGGUGCAGCAGCGCCACGUCCUGGAGGCCGAAAAGUCCCAGCUGGCGCAGCAGCUGGAGUCCCUGCGCGCCGAGGUGGCAAGGGUGGCUCACGAGAGGGACAUCUACAAGGCCCGCUGCCAGAAGCUGUUGGGGGACGCCGGGGGACACUGCGGCGAGGGGGCGGAGCCUCCGGCGCCUCAGCCCACCUCGAUGGCACAUUUUUACCUAUGAGCGGCUCCCUUCCUGGCGCGACGGACUGUGGGUGGGUGGGUGGUCGAGGGAACCGGGCAGGUUGCUUUCUUGCCCCACCAACUUGGCCACUAGGGGUCGCCGUGGUCCAAGGGGCUGCCCCCUCUUUCCCUCCACUAGGGGGCGACAUGAACACAGGCACUCCCCUUUUCCGACACCAGGUGGCGCAAGAGAACAUAGGCCACCAGGCGAGGAGACAAUCUCCACGGCAAAAGCAUCUCUCAGGUCUUGCGGCUGCCGUGGCUCCUUCCCCUCCCGGGAACCCCGGGAACUGAAGUUUCCCAUGGUUCCCAGUGGCGCCGAAGCCCCGUCGAGUCUGUUGUGUAGCUACCCCGGGAGCUCUUGGGCUUUCUGAGAAGUGUGCUUUCUGCAUCGUUCUUACCUCCACCGCCAGGCAAAGGAAAAAUAAUAAAAGCCAGAGAGUGUGUGUGUAUGAGAGAGAUGAUUGAAGACGGCUUCCAUUUUCUCCCCAGAGCGACGGUGCAUUGGGCAGUGAUGUCAUUGCAGCGGGGCCUGGGGAGGCAAUUGGGGUCACCGGAUUUGGGUUUUGGGGAUCCAUGCACCCCACUUUUGAGCUCUUAGGGCAUCUAACCAGUCACUGCUAGAACAAGAUCCUGGAUUCGGCCCUGGGCUCAAUCCAGCAGGCUGUUCUGAGGGCCACAUACAAAAUAUGCAAUUUUGUAUAGGGAAACCGGGCGGAUGCCACAAAACCAUUUGAGCCCAUUUCCAGCAAGGAAAAACGUGUGGUGUUUUUUUUUUUGUACACAAAUAAUCUCACAUUCAAUAGCAGGGUUUUCCUUUGUGGCUCACAAUUCCAGGCCUGCCAGGCUGGUUUUUGAAGUGGGGAGAAAUGUGCUAACAUAAAGGGAGCAGAGCGUGUGGGCCUAGCGUGGCGGGAUAGAAAUUUCCGGAAAUGGGGAAGGAAGCACUUGCUGCGGUUGCUAAGCAACAGCCCCAGCAUCCCUUCCCAGCCCUUUUCUCAGUCCUGGCAAAACAGCUCAGUGGAACUGAAGUGCAGCGGCCAUGUCGUGACGGGGAAGAGAAUCGCUGCGCGCCCUCUGAGGAUUUGGCCUGUUUUGCAGGGAAAUUGUUAGGGAAAGGGGUGAUAUCUAACAGUGCGUAUCAAGGACGCUUUUUGCUCCAAAGGGAGCCGCAGUUUCAGGCCUUCCUCCUGUCGAUAACAUAUUUUAAGAGUUUCCCGCUCCCCACACGCUAAUUCCUCCCAACGUCACAGGAUCAAAUCCCCGUCUGGGAACCUCCGUUUUCUUCAAAGAGGAGAAACACCACCACUGCAGUUUGUGUGCUCUGUUUUUCUUAUUCCGAGAGUCCAAAGAGCAAAGGGCAAGCUAAGUUUUAAAGGAAGAUGGAGGCAGCACCUUGGAACAUAUUCACAAGGGAAGGCUGGGAAAUCUACAGAGUCCACCUUCCCUACUGCCUGGAAAGGGAUAAUUAUAUUAAUGAUUUUUUUU